Messenger RNA from Dioszegia hungarica, 351 nucleotides. RefSeq lists its product as uncharacterized. The record is from RefSeq and is a predicted model, not a curated record. Bases 1 to 351 code for a protein of 116 amino acids. NCBI's taxonomy places the organism in Eukaryota, Fungi, Basidiomycota, Tremellomycetes, Tremellales, Bulleribasidiaceae. The transcript has 3 exons.
AUGUCGAACGUCAACGCACCCGCCGCAGCAUCCACCGCGCCCCUAGGCACCACCGGCGGAAGCUCAAGUACUGCCCCCUCGUUCUCACCGCCCAAAGUGGACGAGUCACACCCCGUCAGCGCAGUCGCGGACCAUGCGUACCCAAACGUCUCGGAGAAUGUUGGCGAACAGGAAGCGGCAACUGGACCAGGAACGGGCGGACGAUCGUCUAUCCAGCAAUCAGGGGAACAUUCGGAUAAGGUGCCAUUUAAAGAUCAGGUGGGCGGCUACGCGAAGAAGAUACAUGGGACGGUGUUUGGGAAUAAGGAGGAGAAGGAGCUCGGGGAGGCAAAGUUGCACGGUCAGGCAUAG